Messenger RNA from Solea senegalensis (Senegalese sole), 3974 nucleotides. RefSeq names its product NLR family CARD domain-containing protein 3-like. Gene Ontology annotation, molecular function: protein binding. Lineage: Eukaryota; Metazoa; Chordata; Actinopteri; Pleuronectiformes; Soleidae. The transcript has 12 exons. Bases 777 to 3869 code for a protein of 1030 amino acids. The record is from RefSeq and is a predicted model, not a curated record.
CUACAAUGCUGUAAUAUAUCUAUUUUCCACAUUGUAUUUGAGAAACGGCCAGUGAGACAGGUGUGGGAGCACAGGUGUGGAUUGACACGGUGAAACCCGCUCGGUUCUGAUCGGUCUGAGCAGAACCUGAAACCUCAGGCUGUGAAGACGUUUCUUAAUGUUCUUCAUGGUUCUUGUUCUCUGUCCAUGCUUUCAUCAAACCCUUGGACAUUGGUGUGGAGGUCAUCAUCUCUGACCCGUGAGGAGCCUUGUCUGGCCAUGACAAUUGGUCUGUCAUGGCCAGACAAGUGUUCUCAGAUUGAGACGUUUUUUGACACACCCAGUCCUUGAAUUUGAGGGAAUUUGUCCUGGCAAGUUGUAAAAAGACUAAAUGUUUUAAGUUUAGUUUUAUUGCUCUUAUCUUUCCUAACAAAUUCCGUAUGUUACUAAAUCAAUGUUUUCUCUGAUGUUGGGCGUGGCUCCUGUUUGAAAAGUUGAACGUACAUUAGAGUUCAUCGCAGGGGGAGGCGCUUACGGCUCAACAGCACCACCUUUUUCAAAGUUUGCUUGUUCUACCAGCACCAACCGUUCCAUUCCAUCGGGGGGAGCCAGUGUAACAUGGUGCGUCCAGUGUGGGCGGAGCAGAGAGGCGUGUCCUCACAGAGAGGCGUACCCUCACUGAGAGACCACACGUCAAACUCCAGCAACUGAAGGCAGACUUUCCUGUCCUGCCGGUUUUGGACCCGCCGGUCUUCACGCCUCAGUACCACUGCUCUCAGACUUGAAUCAUCCUGACGAUGAUGGAGGACGAUGAGGACAGAGCCGCGUCUCCAGGAAUCAGCUAUAUGUCCAUGAGAAGAAGGUCCAAGGAUGAAUCUCUGUACCAACGUCGACCUUCAGACUCAAAGAUCAGACUGCCUGAAGUCCAGAUGAUGUUGAGUGACAGUGAGGACAAUGAUGAGGACAGAGCACCAUCUCCAGUGUCUGUGAGAACUGACUGGUCCAAAGAUGAACCCCUGUACUUCAGGAACCAACCUGGACCUUCAGACUCAAAACAUGAGAAGCACGGACUGACAGUUGUCCCUCCAUUACCCAACUGUCCAUCUGUGAAGAGUGACUGGUCCAAAGAUGAACCUCCGUUCUUCAGGAACCAACCUGGACCAGACUCAAAAAAGAACCUUGGUGAGUCUGUGGACGCGCAGAUGUCCUGCUGCUCUGUGUGUCAAGAUGACCUGAGGAAUCCCGUGUCUUCCAGCAGUGGAGUCUGGUUCUGCAGACAAUGUAUCACUGUACAGACAGAUGUUGGUCUGCAGGAGGUUCUAGAUGAACAUAAGAUCAGUCUGAAGAAGAAAUUUGAACAUGUGACUGAAGGAAUUGAUGACAAAAGAAGUAGAAUCCUCCUGAACAGGAUCUUCACUGAGCUCUACAUCACAGAGGGACAGAGUGAAGAGGUCAAUACUCAACAUGAGGUGAGGCAGCUGGAGAUGACCUCCAAGAAGAAGAUGGUCCAGGACACUCCCAUCAAGUGCUGCAACAUCUUUAAAGCCUUACCUGACCAGCAGGGGAGCAUCAGAGUUGUCCUGACCAAUGGCGUCGCUGGUGUUGGAAAAACCUUCUCGGUGCAGAAGUUCACUUUGGACUGGGCCGAGGGUUUGGAAAACCAGGAUGUGAAUCUGCUGAUUGUGCUCUCGUUCAGGGAGCUGAACCUGAUCAGAGAUCAGCAGCACAGUCUUCUCACGCUGCUCCAUGUUUUCCAUCCAACAUUAGAGAAGGUCAGAGCAGAGAAGCUUGCUGUCUGUAAACCUUUGUUCAUCUUUGAUGGCCUGGAUGAAAGCAGACUCUCACUGGACUUCAACAGCAGGACGCUGGUUUCUGACGUCACACACAGGUCAUCAGUCAACAUGCUGCUGACCAACCUCAUCCAGGGGAAUCUGCUUCCCUCAGCUCUCGUCUGGAUAACUUCUCGACCUGCAGCGGCCAAUCAGAUCCCUCCUACAUGUGUUGACAGGGUAACAGAAGUACGAGGCUUCACUGACGACCAGAAGGACGAGUACUUCAGGAAGAGAUCUAGAACUGAAGAUCUGUCCAGCAGAAUCAUCUCACACAUCAAGACAUCCAGGAGCCUCCACAUCAUGUGUCAAAUCCCAGUCUUCUGCUGGAUCAGUGCUACAGUUCUGGAGCACAUGUUGACCUCAGAGCAGAGAGAAGAGCUGCCCAAGACCCUGACAGAUAUGUACUCAAACUUCCUGCUGGUUCAGAUUAAGAGGAAGAAGAACAAGUACGAUAAAGGACGUGAGACGAGUCCACAGGAGCUGAUGGAGGCCAACAGGGAUAUUCUUCUGAAGCUGGGGAGGCUGGCCUUUGAACAACUGCAGAAAGGAAACAUCAUGUUCUACCAAGAAGACCUGGAACAGUGUGGUCUUAGUGUGAACGAGGCCUCGGUGACCUCAGGAGUUUGUACAGAGAUCUUCAGACAAGAGAGUGUGAUCUUCCAGAAAUCAGUCUACUGCUUUGUUCAUCUGAGCGUUCAGGAGUUUCUGGCUGCAGUCUACAUGUUCCACUGUUACAUUAGCAGGAACUCACGAGCGGUGGACGACUUCCUAGGAAAAGACUUCAAAUACCAGCGGUUUACAUCAAACCAUUAUGUCAUCAUGUUUUUUAAAUACUGUGGAGAAAUUAAUUGCUCUGAACCAACUCUGAAUGACCUCCUGCGAGGAGCCGUGGAGAAAUCCCUUGAAAGUAAAAAUGGUCACCUGGACCUGUUUGUUCGAUUCCUUCAUGGUCUCUGUCUUGAGUCCAACAGGAGACUCUUGGGAGGCCUGCUAGGUCAAAUGGGGAACACUCCAGAGCUCGUCAAGGAAGCCAUUGACAACCUGAAGCAGAUGAAUAGAGAUGAUGUUAUGCCUGACAGAUACAUCAACAUCUUUCACUCUCUGGCGGAGAUGAACGACCAAACAGUGCAUCAAGAGACCCAAGAGUUCCUGACUUCAGAGACCAGAACAAACCAAAAACUCUCUGCGAUCCACUGCUCAGGUCUGGCCCACAUGCUGCAGAUGUCAGAGGAGGUUCUGGAAGAGUUGGACCUGAGGAAGUACAACACCUCAGUCGAGGGAUCUCAGAGACUGAUUCCAGCUGUGUGCAACUGCAGGAAGGCUCGACUUUGUGGGUCUCAACUGUCAAAGACUCACUGUGAAGUCAUAGCCUCAGCUCUGACCUCCAGCCCCUCCCAUAUGGUAGAACUGGACCUGAGUGACAACCACCUGCGGGGUUCAAGAAUGAAGCUGCUGUCUUCUGGACUGGAGAGUCCUAACUGUAGAUUGGAGACUCUGAGCUUGAGUCGCUGCAGUUUGAGAAAAAGCUGCUGUUCUUCUCUGGCCUCAGCUCUGAAGUCCAACCCCUCCCACCUGAUACACUUGGACCUGCAUUACAACAAGUUUCAGGACUCAGGAUUGAAGGAGCUGUGUGGCUUUCUGAAGAGUCCACACUGUCGGCUGGAGACUCUGAGGUUGGAUACAUGCAAGCUGUCAAAGACCAGCGGUUCUUCUCUGGCCUUAGCUCUGAACUCCAACCCAUGUAGUCUCAAACACCUGGACCUGAGUUGGAACAAGCUGAAGGACGCGGGAGUGAAGAAGUUAUGUGUUUUUUUGGCGAGUCCUUACUGUCGGCUGGAGACUCUGAGGUUACGUUCCUGCAGUUUCUCAGAGAUCAGCUGUUCUUCUCUGGCUGCAGCCCUGCAGUCCAACCCCUCCCACCUGACAAAACUGGACCUGAGCAGCAACUUCCUGACUGAGUCAAACCUGCAGGAGCUGUUUCAUGUCAUGAAGAGUCCAGACUGUCAACUGAAGAUGCUGAGAUGGGAAUGGACGAAUAAAAUAAAAGAAGAGUGGUGAACAUUGAACCUGAGACAGAAGAUGGUGACGAUGAUCACAUGACUAGAGUAGAACCAGUAGAAAUGAUGUAAAUUAAAAUAAUAGAGUGAACUGAGGUUUUAAAGU